AUGGCCAUGCGGAACGGCGUCAUGACCGCUGCUGAGGCUCAGGAUGCAAUCGAGCAGCUCGGUGUUGCGUUGAACAAUCCCAAGAUGAUUGAAGAGCCAACAUCGAUGAUUGUUGACUUGGACCUUGCUAUGACAGAUCCACUGGCGGCCCGCGCAGGAACUCUGGCAGAGCAGUUCAAGGAUCUUGCGCUGUUUGACGAGUUCACAACCUCCACAACAGUGGCAAAUGAGCCAACAAAGAUGUGA
This is a messenger RNA of Phaeoacremonium minimum UCRPA7, 246 nucleotides long. RefSeq lists its product as hypothetical. NCBI's taxonomy places the organism in Eukaryota, Fungi, Ascomycota, Sordariomycetes, Togniniales, Togniniaceae. The coding region runs from base 1 to 246 and encodes 81 amino acids. The transcript has a single exon. The record is from RefSeq and is a predicted model, not a curated record.